Molecule: messenger RNA, 1226 nt
Organism: Ochotona princeps (American pika)
Lineage: Eukaryota; Metazoa; Chordata; Mammalia; Lagomorpha; Ochotonidae
Gene: FAM180A
Product: family with sequence similarity 180 member A
Exons: 3
Coding region: 68-628 (186 amino acids)
Source: RefSeq, a predicted model, not a curated record
GAACCUACCUGUGGCCACGGGGGUCCCACUGGACAGAAAGCCCACUCCUCACCUGUUGGCAAACAAAAUGUGCUGGAAGACGUUGCUGCUUCUGCUGUUGUAUUACAACGCACAGGCUACCGUGUCCCACAGGUGGAACAGGGCCCUGCUCUUCCCUGCUGCCCAUCGGCCGAAGCGGUCCUCAUCCAUGCCCCUGAACCCAGUCCUGCAGACCUCCCUGGAGGAGGUGGAACUGCUCUACGAGUUCCUGCUGGCCGAGCUUCACAUCAGUCCAGACCUGAAGAUCUCCAUCAAGGACGAGGAGCUCGACUCCCUGAGAAAGGCCUCGGCCUUCCGCACAGUCUGCAAUGACGUCAUCCCCAAGCGCCUCCCGGACAUCCGCAGGCUGAGCGCCAGCCUCGCUGGCCGCCCGGGCAUCCUCAGGAGAGAGGACUUCGAAAGGACCGUGCUGACCCUGGCUUACACGGCCUACCGCACCGCCCUGGCCCACGGGUAUCAGAAGGACGUCUGGGCCCAGUCGGUGGUUAGCCUCUUCCAGGCGUUGAGACAGGACUUGCUGCGGUCCUCAGACCCCAGAGCAUCUCCCUCGGAGCAGGCACCUGCACACACGGCAAUCCAGAAAGUCUGAGUUCUCUUCCCCAGCUACAAGGACUAGCAGCAAAACACACGCCACCCACACACACCACCAGAGAGAAGAGAUGCCCCGAAGCUCGUUGUCUCCACAGCUUCCUGACAAACACGCCUGAUCCACGGCUGGGAGAGAGGGCUGCAGGGGGGGCCAAGAUGGCUCCUGACGCAGAUGGUUUGAGGACCUGCGCUUCAGCUCAGCGCCAUCACUGGACACGCCCGGGGGAGGACAGAACUGGAGAAGGGGUGCGGGCAGAAGGCUGGGCAUAGCCUCAAGAGAGGAGACAGAAGCCUCGGGCUGGGAAUGUCUUUCCAGUAGUUCUAAAACAAAUAUGAAAAAGUGAAAGAGCCAUACCCUAAAUAAAUUCAUUGUGAACCAGGGAUAUAUUACUGAGCUUUUCCAAAAACCAUCGGGAAGAAUCAGUUGGAAAAUCGGUAGUUUCAUGACCUGUAUGUCUUAACUCACCUUCUCUGAAAGCUGGGUCUGCUGGUAAAAGUGCUGGCCCCAGCACCCAGGCUUCACCGUCUCCAUCCGAAAACAAGUUGGCAUCUCGAAAUAAUCAGGUACUCCAAAUAAAAAUGAAUUCCGGGCAACCAGA